UUCAGCCGGAUAAGUAACUCGUCAGCAAGAAACGGGAAGGCUUCGUCACCGAGGUCCGCUGCACCUGCUGCAACUUCCUUGGCUCCCAAACGGCUUAAACAUCCUCUUCCAUGUCCGGCGGUUUAACGAUGGAUCAUACUUUCCUGCCUCGGUCCAUCUGGACCGGCGACAGUAAAUUCCUCCAGCAUUCUUCGGAUCUCUACACCAGUGUGGUAGUUACGCGCAGCAUCCCUGCAGGCACGUGCUUCGGUCCGUGCGUGCUCCAGAACACUUUCUACGACUCUAUCGCCUUCAUAGCGCAGAAAUCCUGUGACAAGAGAGCGAAAUCCUGUGUGUUCAGGGUCGAUCCUGAGGCCAUGCGUAAUUCUGCCCUGGUGCUGUCUUGGUUGCGGCUCGUGCAAGCUGCGCGCAACGGCGAGGAGCAGAACACAGAGGCCUUUUUGAAAGGGGGUCAGCUGUACGCGCGGACUACCCGGGAUAUCCAGCAGGAAGAAGAGCUGCUGAUCUGGUACGACCACGAGCUGUCUCAUCUGCUGGGCUUCACUGACAUAGCAAAAGGGUCAAAAGAAGAAUUAAAAUGUGGGCGAUGUAACCAGGUCUUCAAAAACGAGCAUCCCUUCCUGGCUCACUGCCGAUUCUUGUGUGCUCACGUAAAGACUGAAACCUGGAGCCGCGAGCUUUAUGAGCACAAGCACGUGGAAAUUAAGAGGCAACGCCGAGUGACAGAUUUCCACAACAUUGCCAGAGAUUUGGAACACAAAAGAACUGGAAACAACGACGACGCGGAGACUUCCCCGAAGAAGAGAAAGUAUGAGGAAACUCUUUAUCCAAAAUGGAGAAAAACGGUUCUGUUAGAGAAGACUAAUAUUUCAAAUGAUGAUAAUAUUACACCACCGACUAAGAGUUACGACCAGCCAGCAGGAGACAGCCCUUCAGCUGAGGGGAAACUGAAAGCUGACACGUUGAAACUGGAUCUUUUGGAACGUAAAAGUGAGGAGCUUGUUCAAGGUGAUGAAUCCAAGGGGACUUUUACGCACGACAGAGAGCUGGACGCGCGGAUGGAGACAGGAGGGGAGGGCUCUGGCAUGCAUUUAAGCAGCAACAGUGCAUUUUCUCUGGUGAUAUCGAACAGCCAGGGCGAACAGAAAAGCGCAUUUUGUAAACCGAGUAAAAGAAGUUCUCUUGUUGACCCCCAGGCUCACCCCAGCAGAGGUUCAACAGCCCCCUCUAGCCGCCUGGAGGAGAUGACGAACGCAUUUACCUCUAGGACGUCUGUGGGAUACAAUAAUCUGAUACCAUCCAACAUCCUGAGCAGUGACUUACAGACUGUACCCUCCCCGGUAGCAUUAAACACUGCUUUCCAUUACGCGCCGGAGCACUGGUCUAGAAACAUAGGCGCUCAGCUGCAAACCACAUCGUCCCUCACGAUCCUUCCUCCGACUUUUACCACAUUCGGCGUGUCGGUGCAGAACUGGUGCGCCAAAUGCAACCUUUCCUUCCGCAUGACCUCUGACCUCGUUUUUCACAUGCGCUCUCACCACAAAAAGGAGUUCGCUGCAGAGUCUCAGGUGAGGAGAAGAAGGGAGGAGAAACUUACCUGUCCAAUCUGCCACGAAUACUUCCGAGAGCGGCACCACCUGUCAAGACACAUGACAUCCCAUAACUGAGAGAAGAGAAGGGAAAGAAACUCUUUAUUUAUUAUCUAAAUGCUUCUCAUAUUUAACAAGCUUAGACUCCAACCCAAGGCAAGACUUUAGUGUAUAUCUUUGAAUGUAGGUAGCUGUAUAAUAACAAAACGGAUACACAUGCCCAUCACAGCUUGUCCACUAGAUGACGAUAGAGGUGCGUGUAAACUGAUCUCAGUGCAGUUUGUCCACUAGUUCAGUAUGUUAAGUUGUUUUGUGCCUUAUGGAACUCAGGAGGGACAGAGAGGUUUCAAGGACAGCUCAUGAUUGUCACAAAUAUCUCAAAGCAAUCCUCUUAUUUAGACCAUUUGCUUUUUCCUCGAUCUAAAUUGUACAGGAGGUAUGGGUUGAGUGUGUAUGCACAUUCGUUUUAAAAUCUAAAAUUAUAUAAAGUAGAAAUAAAAGUGUGUGGUGUAUUUUGUUCCAUCAUCAUAUUGGUUAAAAUCAGAGGGUCAGUUUUUCCAGUUCCAACAGGAGGCAACUGAGACCACCAUUUGCCCUGUAUUGAUCAUUCAGUGUGUUUAAAUAUAUAUUAGACACGUUUGUUGUUUAAUGUAUGCACCCGUAUAACAUUCCUGUGGCAUUUGAGAUCUGUAUCCAGCAUUUUAGUCUGCUUUUUGAACAAAUGAGCUGAAAAAUGCCAUAUUAAGCAGCUCAUUUAAACAGGAUGCCCGCUAAAAAAACAAAACAAAUUAAAAAAAAAAAUCAAUUAUUAGUUUUAUAAACUUCUGAGUUAUCAUUCAUCUACAGACUUGGAUGUAAUCCAGGUAGACUGCACCACUUUGAACUUGUGAUUUUAUGUUUAUCCACCAAUCCUGUACCGCUUACUUUCCACUAGGGACAGGCUGUGGACAGAUGGGCAAAAAUAGUUCUCUGUUGCAGGUAAAUGAGCCGAGAAGAAGGCAUGAAGUUCAUGGAAAAGUCAAGUGUAGACCUUGUCCUGUCAGUCUAUAACAAAAGGAGGGAUGUAGUUCCCCAUACAUUGCUAUCUACCUUAUUUGAUUAAGUCAGUUUAACUUCCCUGGAAAAAGAUUUCCUUCAUUUUUUUUUACAAUCAGAAGAACAUCAUCCACAUUUUAUAACAGGGACUUAAACCUGUAGAUGACACGAAAACUGCUCAAUAUCCUCUGACAAUUUUAUUUCUUUGAAUAUGUAUUGAGUUUUAAACCAGCACUUACAUUUAAGGAGCCCAAAUACUUGUUUCCCUACUAAAAUAAUGCUUGAUAAAAGGUCCCCAAACUUAUUUCAAUCUGGUAAAAAAUGGAGGUUUUAGAGUUUCUAAAGGAAAAUAAGAUUUCACAAUAAAAAGAAACCUAGUCUAUAUGAUUAAAUGGGCGAUUAAGAGACACAGUAUCACUCUAUUAAAGCCAUGUUCUAAUAAACAGCACUAUUGCUUCUCUGAACUCAGUAACCAUGUGAGGAAAGAGCUAUUUCAGCCCAGACACAGAAAAUCCUCUGUUGUCUAAUAAUGGCCAUAUUGGUCUCCUUUAAUUGAACAGUCAUCAUAUGGAAAAACAAAUAUUGUUCUUGGUCCCCUGCUUGCCUCGUUUCAUUUAGGCUUUUAGGCAUUUUGCGCUCUGAACGUGAGCCUAGACUACUGUGGUUUUCUUGGUUGGAAUUGACCAUUGUAAGUACUCUCCUGUGACCAUGAUUGCGGUUGACAUGGGGUUCACUUUCUAAUAGCAGACUGUAGGUCCAGACCGUAAAUGGGAUCAGUUAAGAAAUUUGGUGGGGAGGAACAAAAAAAAAAAAAAGAUUUGAAUUUGUUCAUUACAUUUAAGCCAGCCUACUUUAAAGCUACAACUUCUAUUAAUGUAAACAUGAUUUAUAUAAGCCCUAAUUACAGUCAUCAUCCUAAUUUAAAAGGUGGUUAGGUGCUGUAAAUCGUAACAUGGUUUUGCAGUUACUGAACAUUUCCACUUGUGUGGAAUGGAGAAAACUGAAUCACGCUUUUGUACGUCAGGCAUCUCUCCCUCCCCUCCUGUGUCACACGCCGCUAUCUUCAAACGUGGAUUUAAAGAUCAUCUUUUUGUGUUUCUUGUCAUCUCUUCUUUACAAAUUUCAGUAAAACAGAGCUACACUUUGUAUUUUCAAGUUUCAUUGUACCACUGACCUCCACCUUUUUUAUUGGCUAAAAGGAAAUGUUCAGCUGCUUCUACAGGGUGCUCUAAAAAGAGCAGACACAAACAUAAAAUGCAUGUGAGUAAAAAUAUUCACAAUCUUUUAUAAAAGACGCAUCGCUGUCUAUUGUAUCUGUUGGUACA
This is a messenger RNA of Pelmatolapia mariae (spotted tilapia), 3949 nucleotides long. It is a transcript of the gene znf488, whose product is annotated as zinc finger protein 488. NCBI's taxonomy places the organism in Eukaryota, Metazoa, Chordata, Actinopteri, Cichliformes, Cichlidae. Gene Ontology annotation, biological process: regulation of DNA-templated transcription; oligodendrocyte development. The transcript has 4 exons. The record is from RefSeq and is a predicted model, not a curated record. Gene Ontology annotation, cellular component: nucleus. Gene Ontology annotation, molecular function: protein binding. The coding region runs from base 111 to 1667 and encodes 518 amino acids.